Molecule: messenger RNA, 1569 nt
Organism: Drosophila suzukii
Lineage: Eukaryota; Metazoa; Arthropoda; Insecta; Diptera; Drosophilidae
Gene: SmydA-8
Product: SET and MYND domain containing, arthropod-specific, member 8
Molecular function (GO): protein binding
Source: RefSeq, a predicted model, not a curated record
UAUCGGCGGGAUCGAGGGAGAGAGUUGCUUUUACAACGGUCGAUAUGUCCAACGGUACACCUGUUAACCCGGAGGAAGGGUCGAAGUCCUCCUCCAAUCAAAUGGCCAUCAGUGCCUCCACGCAGGAGCUGGCCGAGCUGAUAGACCUUCACCUGGGCGAGCUGCGACCCAAGGAGCCCUCCUGGCGGGUGGCCGACUCACCGAUUUCCGGACGGGGCAUCUUUGCCACCCGGGAAAUAGCUCCCGGCGAGGAGCUCUUCCGGGAGCGCACGUUGCUGGUGGGUCCCACGGCCCAUCGGUCCACGAAUCUGCGCACCUGCACCAUUUGCUACCGCUUGAUUCCCGGCUCCUCGGACUCCGAGGCCCUCUGCCCGGCGGGAUGUGGCCUGCCGGCUUGCUCCGAGUGUCGGGACUCCUCGCGUCAUGCGCUGGAGUGCAAGCUCUUCCGGAAAUGGAAGCCGCUGGAGAGCCAGCGCAUCGAGCCGCGCGCCUUGCGAAUCCUCAGUGUGGUGCGUUGCUUCUUCCUGGACGAGGCUGGCCGGAAGCUGCUGUACGCCAUGCAGGCCAACAUGGACCGGUACUACAUGCAGGAGGUCCAGCGGGCCGCCGACUGCUUCGAGCACUUCCCGCGGGAGCAGGACAUGCUGGACUUCUUCUACCGCACAAUCUGCGCCUUCAACACCAACGCCUUCGAGAGCCGGAGCAGCGUGGAGGGCCACGAGGUCCUGGUGCGGGCUCUGUUUCCCCUGGCCGGACUCCUCAACCAUCAGUGCACCCCGAAUGCGGCACACCACUUCGAGAACGGGGAAACCAUCGUGGUCUGCGCCACCGAACGGAUCCCGGCCGGCGGCGAGAUCACCAUGACCUACGCCAAGCUGCUCUGGUCCACGUUGGCCAGGAAGAUAUUUCUCGGGAUGACCAAGCACUUCAUGUGCAGGUGCGUCCGCUGCCAGGAUCCCACGGAGAACGGAACCUACUUGUCGGCACUCUUUUGCCGGGAGCAGGGCUGCCGUGGCCUGGUGAUUCCCGUCCAGACCAAGACUUUGCAACCGGACUGGCGGUGCAUCACCUGCGAGAACGUGUUCCCCCACUCGAAGAUGGCCAAGUACCAGGACUUCGCCCUGAACACCAUCAACAACAGGAUCAACUCGUGCAGUGUCCGGGACAUGAUCCACUUCAUCAACGAGCUGUGUCCGCGCUUCUGUCCCUCCUCGAACUACGUGCUCAUCGAGGCCAAGCUGAACGUUAUCUGGCGGAUGACGCGGUUCGACCGGGAGGAGUACACCCCCGAGGAGAUGGGCCACAUGGAUCGGUAUCGGGAGGAGGUCCUGGCCAUACUCCACAAGUUGGGCGCCGGCGAGUGCACCCUGAAGAAGCUUAUCACCGGGGAGAUUCAGUGAUCCAGUGAGCUCCCGAACUUGUGAAUAAUGUUUUUUUUUGUCAUUCAUGUGUGCGUGAGCGAGUGUUUUUGUGAAUGAAUGAGUAUCUUUUGGGCUCGCCCUUUGUUGCUAUUUUAUUUGUAGUCACUUAAGGAAACCAAUAAACACCGGACUAUGUCUCUUUAUCAAA